AUGUCUGAUAUUGCUAUUACAAAAGAUGGGCCUGCCAUUGACUUUUCCAUGCACACAAUGGAGGAUGGCACUGUCGUCAGUACCAAAGAACGUAUUUACACAAAGGUAGAUCCACCUGCUUUUAAGAAACCUACAGACGAUGAAUUGUGGUCCAAGGAGCGUUCAGAAUUGCCUGAUUUAGCAUUCUUGAGAGAGCAUUUGCGUAGAGAAGGUCGUCUAACAGACAAACAAGCACUUCAGAUCUUGAAUCGCACAAAGAAUCUGUUGAGUAAAGAGCCCAACUUAUUGCGUAUUCCUGCUCCCAUUACUAUUUGUGGUGAUGUGCACGGACAGUAUUACGAUCUUCUCAAGUUACUGGAAGUAGGCGGUGAUCCUGCAGAUACUCGGUAUCUCUUUUUGGGUGAUUAUGUAGACAGAGGCUAUUUCUCAAUUGAAUGCGUGCUUUAUCUCUGGGCAUAUAAGCUAUGGUAUCCAGACACCUUUUUCUUGCUGCGCGGUAACCAUGAAUGCCGUCAUUUGACCGACUACUUCACAUUCAAAUUAGAAUGUCAAACAAAGUAUUCCGACGAGGUAUAUGAUGUUGUCAUGGAAUGCUUCGACAGCCUCCCUUUAGCUGCUGUCGUCAAUGAUCAGUUUUUAUGUGUUCACGGUGGUCUUUCGCCUGAACUAAAGACACUCAAAGACAUUGAAGAGAUUGACAGAUUCAGAGAAAUCCCGACUAGUGGAUUGAUGUGUGAUUUGCUUUGGUCUGAUCCAUAUGAAGAAUUUGAUUCUGAUAUAGGACCAAAAUUUGAGCAUAAUCAUAUCCGUGGAUGCUCAUACUUUUACAGUUACCGCGCCGCAUGCAGUUUCUUAGACAAGAACAAUUUACUAUCAGUCAUUCGUGCUCAUGAAGCACAAGCCAAUGGUUAUCGCAUGUAUCGCAAGAGCAAGACAACUGGAUUCCCAGCACUCAUGACCAUUUUCUCAGCACCCAACUAUAUCGAUGUAUACAACAACAAGGCUGCUGUAUUGCGUUAUGAUAAAAGUGUGCUCAAUAUUCGUCAGUUCAACUCGAGUCCACACCCAUACUGGUUGCCAAACUUUAUGAACGUCUUUAAUUGGAGUUUACCUUUUGUUGGCGAGAAAAUUACUUCCAUGCUGCUGGCUCUUUUGAACAUUUGCUCUCAAGAAGAACUGGCUGCUACUCCUGAACAGAAAGCCACGGAACCUCCUGUCGGUGUUGUUCCCGACAAUGCUGACAUGGCAUCAGAGCAAAGACGCCAAAUCAUUCGAAACAAAAUCAUGGCUAUUGGCAAGAUGUCUCGCACUUUCUCUGUCUUGCGUGAGAAUUCAGAGUUGGUUAUGGAGCUCAAAAACUUGUCUGGUGAUGGUAAGUUGCCUACAGGUACAUUGGGUCUUGGUUCAGAAGGCAUUCGAAAAGCUAUCACUACCUUUGAGGAAGCUCGUAGAUCUGAUAUUGAAAAUGAACGCUUGCCUCCCGCUUCUCGCGAGAGCAUCAAUGCCAUUCAUCAAGAGAAUACCAAUUCCAAGUUACGAGAUGCCAUUGGAGAACAAGAUGAGGUUCUAUCUCGCAUGGCUGAAGUCAUUGCUUCGGUUUCUGAUGGUAACAAUGGUCGCAAAGCCAAGUCUCAAGUUUAA
Mucor velutinosus is the source of this 1641-nucleotide messenger RNA. RefSeq lists its product as uncharacterized. Gene Ontology annotation, molecular function: calmodulin binding; calmodulin-dependent protein phosphatase activity. The transcript is spliced from 9 exons. Bases 1 to 1641 code for a protein of 546 amino acids. Lineage: Eukaryota; Fungi; Mucoromycota; Mucoromycetes; Mucorales; Mucoraceae. Gene Ontology annotation, biological process: fungal-type cell wall organization; calcineurin-mediated signaling. Gene Ontology annotation, cellular component: cytoplasm; calcineurin complex. The record is from RefSeq and is a predicted model, not a curated record.